Carica papaya (papaya) is the source of this 2412-nucleotide messenger RNA. The record is from RefSeq and is a predicted model, not a curated record. Lineage: Eukaryota; Viridiplantae; Streptophyta; Magnoliopsida; Brassicales; Caricaceae.
UUCAUGUUCGUGAAUAGAUAAUAACUUCCGGUUAUAAAAUUUUUGAAAAGAAUUAAAUUUUUCUGUCAGUAUUCAGGAUUCAGGAUUCAGGAUUCCCUCUUCAGUUUCUUGUGAGAGAAAAUUCUUUCAGAAUUCAGACCCAAAUUUUUUUUUUCCCUCUGAGUAUUCUGAUUUUCCAUUGACAAACAAGUGAAAAGCUUUCUCUCUCUCUCUCUCUCUCCCUCGUACUCUCCUUGUGAUUUUCCUUUAUCUGGAACUCAAACUCAAUCAAACCCAAAGGAGUCAGCUUCAAUUUUUUUUUUUUCCUUUCUUUCUUUUUCUAAUGGCGGAUUUGUCUGUUGCGUGUGUGUGUCAGAUCCUGACACCUAUCUAUCUUCCUCCUCUGGUCCGUUCAAUCAUGCAAUAGGCCUGGCUUCAAUUAUUCUACAUUGCAGUUACAGGUCACUUAGCUUCAUCUCUAAGAAUUUGUUUUUCUCUCUUUUAUCAUUUUCUGAACAGAGAAGCUUCUCCACUCUGUUGUUUUAAUCCCAAGUCAAAAUAAUUUUAACAUCUUCAAGUGGAACAGUUUUUGAUUUUAGGAAACUGGGUUUUGAUUUUUCCUUCUGGGUUUUCUUUCUCGUUUAUGUUAACUGUCAAAGAUUCUUAAUUUUUAUCGAUUUUAGUCGUUUUCCUUGUUUGGGUUGUGAGAAAAUUUUAGUGGCAGUUUCCUUCGGAUUUUCCUAGCUGUACACCAUUAUUACUUUCAGACUACCAAAACUGUCAAACGCUCUUCUUUUUUUUUUUUUUUCCUUUUUUAAUACAGAAAUAAAUCUCAUCUAUUUUGUUUCGGUUUCUCAUUAUUAGAGCCAGAAGCUGUAACACGCUCACUGAUCUGAAUCCGAAACGUUGCGUUCUCCAUUACCCAAUAAAACCCAUUUCCCCCCGUUCUCUGAACACCACCCAAUCUUCAUUUUCAAGAAGGACCCAGUUUGGAAAAACGUGUUUCUCAAUCUGGGUAUUGGGAAAAAAAAAAAAAACUUUUAUUUUCGACGGGAAGAUCUUUGGUAUUUUAAUAUGGAAGUUUGGUACAGGGAUGCAAUAUUUUGAAGGUCUGCAUCAAUGGCGAAUCUUGUCCCAGGCGUGCUUCUCAAGCUUUUGCAGCAUAUGAACACUGAUGUUAAAGUAUCUGGCGAGCACCGGUCGUCUCUAUUACAGGUUGUAAGUAUAGUCCCUGCGCUUGCUGGAGGUGAACUAUUCCCUAACCAAGGGUUUUACCUCAAGGUAUCAGAUUCAUCACAUGCCACAUAUGUAUCUUUACCUGAUGAACAUGAUGAUUUAAUUCUUAGUGAUAAGAUCCAAUUAGGUCAGUUUAUACAUGUGGAUAGGUUAGAAUCAGCUUCACCGGUCCCUAUUCUUCGAGGGGUCCGACCGGUCCCUGGCCGGCAUCCUUGUGUAGGAAACCCUGAGGAUAUUGUGGCAACUCACUCACUAGGGUUCCUCAAUGGCAUUAAUGGUAGUGGAAAGAUUACUAAUAGUUCAAAGCAUGGGGAGAAACUUAAAUCACCUGCCAAAGUUGUGUUGGGCAAUGGUAGCGUUGGAGAAAAGGAGAAAUUGGUGGGUUCUAGGUCAAAUGGUGGGAGUAAGGAAGAUCAUUUGGAUAAGAAGACAGCGGGUUUAACUAGAUCGAAGUCUCAGCUAUCGAAACAAGCAUUGAGUUUGGAAUUGAAGAAGGAAUCUUUGGGGAGAUUGAAAUCAUUGAGUUCUAGGUCAAUUCCGUCUUCUCCCACGAGUUGUUAUUCUUUGCCUACUUCUUUUGAGAAGUUUGCAAAUGGGAUUAAGCAACAGGGGAAGAUUAAAGGAAUGGAAACGGGUACGCCUAAAUUGGGUUCAGUGGAAAAGGCAAGUUCUGUUCGAGGGGAGAGUCCGAUCAGGAAAAAGAUGCCUGUCAUAAAGAAUAUUGUUCAGGGAUUUGAGCUAGGGGCAAAGGCUCUGAGAAAGAGCUGGGAAGGGAAUAUUGAAGUGAAGAGCCGGGAUAACUUGAAACUGAGGACCCCGAAAUAUGAGUCAAAGACUGAAGCUCGGAGUACAUCUGCUCCUAGGAAAAGUACAUCAAGUGAGAGGCUGCCACCUAAAGACGAGAAGAUCCCGAUGUCUUCAAAGUUAUCAAAAGAGGAAAAUAGGGUUCAGACAUUCACCAAAAAAGUCACUGCAAAUGGAACUCUGGAUGAUCAAGAGAAGUCAAAUAAGCUAAGAAUUUCUCCGAUAAAAAAAUUAUCAGGAGAAUUGACUAGUAAUGGAGUUCCAGGGAACUUGGUUAAGGUUCCAAUAAACAGUCGAAGGCUGACGGAUGGAAGCAUUCAGUGGGCGUCACUUCCAUCAUCUCUUGCAAAGCUUGGAAAGGUAUAAGCUUUCUUAUACAUAUCCUGGAUUUUU